Molecule: messenger RNA, 1434 nt
Organism: Penaeus monodon (black tiger shrimp)
Lineage: Eukaryota; Metazoa; Arthropoda; Malacostraca; Decapoda; Penaeidae
Exons: 4
Coding region: 226-1242 (338 amino acids)
Source: RefSeq, a predicted model, not a curated record
UCCGAGGAGAAGCCGCUCAGUUCGGACGCGAAGGUCGGAGCAGCUGGUUGGCUGGUCGGUGCUGUGAGGAGCCGCAGUUUGACGUUUUUUUUUACGCUUUAUUUAUUUAUCUGUUCAUUUUUUAUGUUAAAGUCGUGUGAUGUGAUUUCUGAGAAGUGAGUAUACUUUGAGAUACCUGCAUCGAGAUAAUUUUCUGGCUUCGUUCGCAUCUACUUCGGGCCCAAGAUGUCUAGAGGACCAACGGUUCACACAGCCAUUGCAGUGUUGUGCGUCGUUGCAGUGUCAGUAACGGCUGGCGGCGUCGAUAGUUUGCAGAGGGUAGGCGUCACAUCCCUUAGCCGUCUCCUGGCGUUGGCGAGCGACGUGGAGCCUCACUCCUGCUGGUGCGGGGACCCCCUUGUCUCCUGUCCCGUGUCCGUGCCCCGGGCGCCCCUUCACCAGCUCUUAAACUUGACUUGUGAUCCUGACAAAGUCCACUGCUGCCUCGAGCGCAUCACGAAUCUGGACGACGACAGCAUCCUGCCCUUCAACGCCACGGGAGACAUCACGACAGUAGAGGAGUUCAGGGACUUCCUCAAGAGUGUUGUCGACCUCCUCAUGCCUCGUAACACCGGGGUCGCAAAUAGCUUACCGCUCGUAGAAGGUCGCUCCCAGCAGGAUUACCUCAGGAGUGUCUCUGGUCUGGAUUCCGAUGGGACUCACUUGGAAGUGUCACCCGGUAACUUUGAGGAAGAGCUUGGUGUUGAGAGCGGCAGACAGAACUUCGGUCUCUGGCGUAGACAGGAACCCACUGACGAGGUUAAUUCUAUCUAUUCGGACACUAAAACGGAGACUAUUUCUUCAACAGAGCAGCAGGUAUACGAACAUGGAUAUCCUGAAGGGUCUUCAUCUAAUGAAAAGAAUGGUGAUGAUCCUCUGUUCCAUGCUAUAAAAGGUCUUGCAAAAUUUCUUCUAAAUUCGGAGAAACAAACGAUCCUGGACCACACAAGUGAAGACCACGGGAUUACGGCUGAGCACAACACAACGUCGAUAUCGGAUAAGAUUGACGUUCUGAAGUAUUCAAAGCUCGGGUGGUUCUCUCGUGCUGUCGAGUACGCCAUAGACGGCUCCCUGUACAUUGGGGUCGCCUUGGCUGUCAUGUACUUCACGAGCAUGAUUCUCUCGGGCCUGAUUUCAACCGUCGGUUCCACCUGCUUCAUCUGCGCCAUCCUAGGGAGCCCAGAGCUCGUAGCCAUCGCUUAGGCCCUUGAGAGGUCCCUUCCAAAGGGGUCCUGGCGCAUGACAGGUGCUCUGAGAGACUCUGUAGUUGUAUGUUCGUUAUGUGUAUCCAUACUCUCUAGUGCUGUUGUUUUAGGUAUUUACUUUUAUUGAAUGCUGUUGUAUAAUUAAAUUUUUAUUUAUGUCAUAUUUAUAAUAUAAAAUAUGAAAGUUGUA